This is a messenger RNA of Saccharomyces eubayanus, 2211 nucleotides long. It is a transcript of the gene SET2, whose product is annotated as histone methyltransferase SET2. The record is from RefSeq and is a predicted model, not a curated record. NCBI's taxonomy places the organism in Eukaryota, Fungi, Ascomycota, Saccharomycetes, Saccharomycetales, Saccharomycetaceae. Gene Ontology annotation, biological process: regulation of DNA-templated transcription. The transcript has a single exon. Gene Ontology annotation, cellular component: chromosome; nucleus; chromatin. The coding region runs from base 1 to 2211 and encodes 736 amino acids. Gene Ontology annotation, molecular function: protein binding; histone H3K36 methyltransferase activity.
AUGUCAAUGAACCACAGUGUAAGUGCAUCGGAAGAUGAAAAAGAGGUACCCAGUGCCAAUGACAAGGGCCAUAAUACUCCAAAGCUAUUUGAUCAGGAGCCCGAUUCUACGAAGGAGGUCUUGACCAAAUUCGAAAACUUGGAAGAUUGUAUAUAUGCGAAUAAGAGGAUCGGGACAUUUAAAAAUAAUGAUUUCAUGGAGUGUGACUGUUAUGAAGAAUUCUCUGAUGGGGUCAAUCAUGCCUGUGACGAGGAUUCUGACUGUAUCAACAGGCUCACGUUAAUAGAGUGUGUGAAUGACUUGUGUUUGACUUGUGGCGAUAACUGUCAAAACCAACGGUUCCAGAAAAAGCAGUAUGCUCCAAUAGCCAUAUUCAAAACAAAGAAUAAAGGAUAUGGUGUUCGAGCUGAACAGGAUAUAGAGGCAAACCAGUUCAUCUACGAAUAUAAAGGUGAAGUGAUUGAGGAGAUGGAGUUCAGAGAUAGAUUAAUAGACUACGACCAACGUCAUUUCAAGCAUUUUUAUUUUAUGAUGUUGCAAAACGGCGAAUUCAUUGAUGCAACAAUAAAGGGUUCAUUAGCGAGAUUUUGUAACCACUCUUGUAGUCCCAAUGCAUACGUCAAUAAAUGGGUCGUUAAGGGUAAACUGCGUAUGGGUAUUUUUGCUCAAAGGAAAAUCCUGAGAGGUGAAGAAAUCACUUUUGACUAUAACGUGGAUCGGUAUGGUGCUCAGGCUCAAAAAUGCUAUUGUGAAGAACCAAACUGUAUCGGGUUUCUUGGUGGUAAGACACAAACUGAUGCGGCGUCAUUAUUACCUCAAAACAUCGCUGAUGCCUUGGGGGUUACCGUUUCUAUGGAGAAAAAAUGGUUAAAAUUGAAAAAAUUGAAUGGCGAGCCAAUCAUUAAGAAUGAAAACGAAAACGUGAAUAUUGAAUUCCUGCAAUCCUUGGAAAUCAAACCUAUUGAUGAUCCCAUGGAUGUCACGAAAAUUAUGAGUGUAUUGCUACAGCAAGAUAAUAAAAUUAUUGCGUCCAAACUAUUGAACAGGCUUUUCACCAUUGACGACAAUUCUUUGCGCCACCAAGCUAUCAAGCUGCACGGUUAUACGUGUUUUAGUAAAAUGAUUAAGUUGUUUGACCCCAAACAACAACAAAAGCAACAAGAAGAUGAAUUUGACAAUGAGGAAGACGAAAAAAGUUCAAUGAUCAAAAAAAUCCUGGACUUCUUAUUAGAACUGCCCAAAACAACUAAAAAUGGUAUCUUGUCAUCACAAAUUGGUGAUAAUAUAAGAAUUUUAUCUGCGGAAUGUGCAGACUUAAAGCCAGAAUGCGAUGAACUAUUAGAGAAAUGGUCGAAGUUUGAAACCUAUAAAAGAAUCACCAAGAAAGACAUUAAUGUUGCAUCCAGUAAAAUGAUAGAUUUGAGAAGAAUUAGAUUGCCCCCGGGCUGGGAAGUCAUUCAUGAAAAUGGUCGUCCAUUGUACUAUAAUGCAGAACAAAAAACAAAACUACACUACCCUCCCACAGGGUCUUCAAAGACAUUUAGUUCAAGAUCAAGCACACCAGUUGAAGCCAUGAGUAGUGGUGGAAUUGUGAAAACCAUUAAUGCUUCAGAUCUCAAGAAACACAAACUGAGUGAUGAAGAGUACGAAAGAAAAAAACGCAAAAGACUCGAAUAUGAAAGAAACGCUUUAGAAAGAGCCAAACAAGAAGAACUAGAAAAUUUGAAACAAAAGCUAAAGCUCGAAAAUGAAAGGAAAAGUGUCUUGGAAGAUAUUAUAGCAGAAGCUAACAAGCAAAAGGAAGCACAAAAGGAAGAGGCUAAAAAACUAGUGGAAGCUAAAGAGGCCAAGCGUUUGAAAAGGAAAACGGUCUCGCAAUCUCAACGAUUGGAGCACAGCUGGAAUAAAUUUUUCGCGUCUUUCGUGCCAAAUCUAAUAAGAAACAAUCCGCAAAGUAAGCAGUUUGAUCAUGAAAAUAUCAAACAGUGUGCCAAAGAUAUUGUGAAAAUGUUAACCACAAAGGAAUUGAAAAAAGAUUUAUCGAGAGCACCACCCGAUGAUUUAAGCAAAGAGAAAAGGCAUAAGGUUAAAGAAUUCAUAAAGUCUUAUAUGGAUAAGAUAAUUCUCAAAAAGAAGCAAAAAAAGGCAUCGAUCUCGGCAUCGGCAUCAACUAGGAUGUCUUCUCCCCCACCUUCAACAUCAUCAAACUGA